This is a messenger RNA of Arabidopsis arenosa, 1282 nucleotides long. Lineage: Eukaryota; Viridiplantae; Streptophyta; Magnoliopsida; Brassicales; Brassicaceae. The record is from the annotation of a GenBank genome assembly.
UUGGCCUCUCUCUAUUUCUCAGAUCCUUGUGGUUUCUUCUUCCUGAUUAUCCUCAAGAAAAGUUUUGAAUUUAAUUAAGAAGCAUUUUAAGAUGAAGUUUGCUGCUUUUUCUGGUUGUUAGGAUAGAUCAAGCUAGAGAAUGGAGAUUGCAAGUCAAGAAGAUCCUAUUCCAAUAAACACUAGUUAUGAUAAUAGUGGAGGUGGGCAUGGGAACAUGACCCAUCAUCUUCAUCAUCAUCAUGCCAAUUCUGCACCAUCAUCUCUCAACAUGACUACUUCAAACCCACUACUAGUCUCCUCAAAUGGUAAUGGUCUUGGCAAAAAUCAUGAUCAUUCUCAUCAUCAUCAUGUGGGUUACAACAUCAUGGUCAGCAACAACAACAUCAAGAAAGAGAAGCCUGUGGUGAUCAAGUACAAGGAAUGCCUAAAGAAUCAUGCAGCUACCAUGGGAGGCAAUGCCAUUGAUGGUUGUGGAGAGUUUAUGCCAAGUGGUGAAGAUGGUUCCAUUGAAGCUCUCACUUGUUCAGCUUGCAACUGCCAUAGAAACUUCCAUAGAAGAGAAAUCGAAGGCGAAGAAAAAACCUUCUCUUUCUCUUACCUCAACCACCACCAACAACCUCCGCCGCAGAGAAAACUCAUGUUCCACCACAAGAUGAUCAAAUCACCAUUACCACAACAAAUGAUAAUGCCAGUUGGUGUUACAACCGCUGGAUCCAACUCAGGGUCAGAGGAUCUUAUGGAGGAAGACGCCGGAGGAAGCUUGACAUUCCGGCAGCCACCACCACCACCACCACCGUAUAGUUACGGACAUAAUCAGAAGAAGAGGUUUAGGACAAAGUUUACUCAAGAGCAAAAGGAAAAGAUGAUGAGUUUUGCGGAGAGAGUUGGUUGGAAGAUUCAGAGACAAGAGGAAUCUGUUGUUCAACAGCUUUGUCAAGAGAUCGGAAUUAGGAGAAGAGUUCUUAAAGUUUGGAUGCACAACAACAAACACAAUCUAUCCAAGAAGAGCAACAACAACAACGUUGAGCUUUCUGCUGGUAAUAAUAACGCUACUACUGAAAAUCUUGCUUCUACUAAUCCUUAGCUUAAGUACUUAAGACUGUUCUUAUACUUGCUUAUCGUAUGGUUAAUGUUUAGCCCUUUCUUUUUUUGUUAAUCAUUUGUUUAGGUAGCUUUACAAAGAUGUGUUUUAAUUAUUAGGGUACUAUAACUUUGGACUUUGGAGUGUGUAAGAUAAGGUUUUGAUGUUUUCUAAUAUGUUUAAGAAAAUUCUUGGCGAUCU